Cynoglossus semilaevis (tongue sole) is the source of this 1868-nucleotide messenger RNA. RefSeq names its product mal, T cell differentiation protein 2 (gene mal2). Bases 208 to 759 code for a protein of 183 amino acids. Gene Ontology annotation, biological process: myelination. The record is from RefSeq and is a predicted model, not a curated record. NCBI's taxonomy places the organism in Eukaryota, Metazoa, Chordata, Actinopteri, Pleuronectiformes, Cynoglossidae. Gene Ontology annotation, cellular component: membrane. Gene Ontology annotation, molecular function: structural constituent of myelin sheath. The transcript has 4 exons.
AGCACUCAUUCUCCAAGGAGUGGCCCUUGCACCUGUCCGACCUGUUCGAGGACACAUGACUCCCCAGGAAUUUCGUCUUCUGCUUCUGUCUUUGUGUAACGGAGUGUGUUGGCUGGGAGACAGAGGGCUGAGAGGCAGAGGAGUAGAAAAGGGGGAGACAGUGAGGAGAGAAGUGGAGAAAAAAAAAGAGGGUUAGUGAUAAAAAAGAUGUCGGAACCAGCCGCUAAUCCAGCCGCCACCUCUUUCCCGGCGCCUGAUAUUUCUCUCCCGCUGGGAUUCGGAGUACUCAGGACCUACUCCGGAGCCCUUGUCUUAUUGGAAAUAUUAUUUGGUGGUCUAGUAUGGAUCCUAGUGGCGUCCUCCAACGUGCCUGUGCCUCUGCUGCAAGGCUGGGUGAUGUUCGUCUCCGUCACUACCUUCUUCCUGUCCUCUGCCUACCUCACACUCUUUAUCACUGGCCUGGCUGACCGCAUUCACACUAACUGGAACGUCUUGGAUGUGUUUUACCAUUUCUUCGCUCUGCUGUUUUACUUUGCUGCCUUUGUGUUGGAGGCGGCAACCACAGCUGCCAAUGGAGGAGCCCUCAUCACCAAUAAGACUGAAACUGUCUUGUGUAUAACCUACAACAGUGGCAAUAUAUUCACAGUCCUCAGUGACAACCAAUACAAUAUUAAUGCGGCAGCUACGAUAUUUUCCUUUCUGGUCACACUUUGCUACGGAUGCAGUUUGAUGAUGGGCUUCAAGAGGUGGAGGGUGUGAGCGGUGAAAUGAACAUAAAACCAGCUAAACUGAGAGCUUCAGUGUUUUUAAAAGACGUGCCUUCCCAAUGACCAAGGUCAGCGUUAAAGCUUCAAAGCUUUGGAAGUCUGGACGGUCAAAAGAAAAAGUCCACCAAAGUCAAAACAUCUGUCAACAGCUAUAGACGGUGGACCAAUGGAAUUUAACUUUGGAGACAUUGGUUUCUUCUGUUGAGUCUGGGCAACGUGUUUUAAAAACCCAAAUAAGUUUGGCCAAAUGGGCUUUGUUAGGCUAAAAGGGAAAUUUUAAGAUGAAAGUGAAAUAUUUGAGAUACUGUUUAUAUAUUUAACUAAUUUAAGGAAUCAUACAGAGACACAGACAAGGAUAUUCAUGCAAAACAUUGACAUUGGCUACUGUUAAAAUGAUACACACAAAACUUUCCAAAAACAUUUUGAUUUGAUUUUUGUUUUUGUAUCUUUGAAUAACUGGUGCUUUAAAGCCACGAACUGACUCUGAACUCAUCAUAGCUGUUCAUCUACUGUGGCCAUUAAUUCAUGUCAAACAAUUGGAUUAAAUAAAUUAGCAUCUUCAGCUUGGUGAUCCGUGACAAACAUACAGUACACUGUUAUUGUAUUUAUACUUGAGAUAAAUGGUAUAACCUCACGAAGGUUAAAACAAAAUAAUUUUGGAAAAAAAAAAUCUAAGAUGAAUCAUUAAAUGUUUCAUAUCCUUUUAUUAAACUGUAUAUGUACUGUAUCUAGUAGUGGAAUGUCUAUAUAUUGCCAUAUUUAUAUUGACACAACAUUAUAGGUGCAAGAACAGGCCUAAUGGCAACAUGAUUGAUUGACUGCAUUGUACACUGUCAUUUGCUUCAGUUAACUGUCAAGUAAUUAUUUUAUAAAUUGUUUUUAGUUAUUUUAAACCUGAAUGCCUUCAGUUUGAUUAUGUAUUGUAAAUAUACACAGUUUAAGAAUAUUUGAUAAUAUGCAUAAUAUCUAAUAAUAUGCAUAAGUGUAAUAUCACUAACAUGAUACUGGCAAAAUUAACUUUUAUUGGCUUUGACAUGAAGCCAAAUGCUUUUAUCAUUUUCCCUUGAUUGUAAAAAAAUAAAACCAUAACCAUCACUGCUA